Molecule: messenger RNA, 1421 nt
Organism: Physella acuta
Lineage: Eukaryota; Metazoa; Mollusca; Gastropoda; Physidae
Product: isochorismatase domain-containing protein 1
Source: RefSeq, a predicted model, not a curated record
UAUUUUUCAGUUUACUCUGUGAUAUCCAUAGUGAAUGUUGUUCAAAAUAAAAUUAUUUAUUUUUUACAUAUUUUAUAUAAACGGAAUGCGAGUUAAAAUUAGAUAUUUUAUAUUGUAUGAAUACAUGUGCAGAUCAAUGACCGACUUAUUUGCUCUAGCUAUGGCACACCGCAGAUUAGGAAAUAUCAAACUAAAUGAAACAGUUGUAUUCGUUUGUGACAUUCAAGAAAGAUUUAGAGGCGCUGUCGAAUAUUUCUCUGAGAUUGCAGAAGUUUCUAAUCGCUUGACAGAGGCAUCCAGGAUUUUGAAUAUUCCUCUAAUAGUAACUGAACAGUACCCAAAGGGUCUUGGUAGCACCGUGUCAGAAGUGAACAUCACAAAUGCUGUUGGUGUGUUCCCUAAGACAAAGUUCAGCAUGGUUCUACCAGAGGUGGAAGAAAAACUAAAGACACUUUGUGGUGGCAACGUGCGCCACAUUAUUCUUUGUGGUGUUGAGGCCCAUGUCUGCAUCCAGCAGACUGUGAUAGACUUGUUGAGUCAAGACUUUGAGGUUCAUGUUGUUGCUGAUGCUGUAUCGUCCAGAAACCAGGUCGACAGAAUAUUUGCUUUUGAGAGGUUUCGGCAAAUGGGAGCAUAUGUGACAACAAGUGAAGCAAUUCUCUUACAACUUGUUGGGGAUAAAGAUCAUCCACAGUUUAAAGAGAUUCAAGGGUUGAUCAAGGUUUUACCUCCUGGCUCAGGGCUGAUCAACAAAUUGUGAAUGUUUUUAUGCUAAACUAGAAAAUAAAUGUUAUAUUGUAUGUGGUAACUUCUUUUUAAAAUGGUUCAUUUAAUACAGCAAUUAUUUCCGGAGCCUAUGUUUUUGAGCAAGCAUACGAUUUAAUAUAUUAUCAUUCCUCAUGCAUUGCAUUUUUUUAUACUUUCUUCUCCCCAUAGAAAAUGUUUCAAUGUUAACAUUAAGUGCUUCAUUCAAAGACACACAAGUAUUGUACUUCAAAAUUUUUAAAAUAUGUUUUGUGUAAUAUUAAGUUGCAGUUAUAUGAUUUCCAUAUUUAAUAAAUAUUUCUGAAGUUUUUAAAAAUUUUCAAUAAUUUUUUUUGAUACAUAAUGAUUGUAUUUAGAUUUUUGUUUUUGAAAUCAAACAAUUGAAAUUGCAUUGCUUUUUUUUUGCAGUUAAUAACGUUAGACAUGUUUCAAAUUAUUAGACCACUCUUUUGAUUACUAAUAUAAGUCUUGGCCCCCUCAUCUAAACAACAUGGGUCGGCAGAUGUCUUUUUAAAUGUGAAGCUACCAUCUUCUAUAGCCAAUUGCACCAAGUCUACAAGUGUGGACGGUUUUGACCAACAAUAAUCACCAGAACUUGAAAGUGAAGAAAAUUCUGUGUACUAUAACUGGUUUUUCUUUCAAAAUACUAUGGAUAU